Molecule: messenger RNA, 1995 nt
Organism: Ochotona princeps (American pika)
Lineage: Eukaryota; Metazoa; Chordata; Mammalia; Lagomorpha; Ochotonidae
Product: probable valine--tRNA ligase, cytoplasmic
Exons: 8
Biological process (GO): valyl-tRNA aminoacylation
Cellular component (GO): cytosol
Molecular function (GO): ATP binding; valine-tRNA ligase activity
Source: RefSeq, a predicted model, not a curated record
GACAAGGACUACUCGCACACGCAGCAGCAUCCAUUUUACGUGCGCUGCAACACUUGCACACACAUUUGCUGCUACCAUUGUGUCAGGUGCGUAUCGAGACAGUUGUGGUGGGGUCAUCGCAUACCCGCGUACAAAGUGGUGGAGCCGAAGCAAACGAAAGAAACGUGGGUGGUGGGGCGCGACAAGCGAGAGGCUCUUUCACGCGCAUGCGCCACCCUGGGGCUUACAGACGCUUCAGUUAUCAAACUUGAACAAGAUGAAGAUGUGCUCGACACAUGGUUCUCUUCAGGCCUCUUUCCUUUUAGCGUCUUCGGUUGGCCAGAAGAUACCCCCGAGCUGAAAGCGUACUUCCCCACCACUUUGUUGGAAACAGGGCAUGAUAUCCUUUUUUUCUGGGUGGCUCGGAUGGUCAUGCUUUCUUUGGAACUGACGGGUGAGUUGCCAUUUUCCACGGUCUUCUUGCAUGCGAUGGUUCGAGAUGCCCACGGACAGAAGAUGAGUAAGAGCAAGGGCAAUGUUAUCGACCCGCUGGAGGUGAUUUCCGGUAUCUCACUGGAAGAUUUGCAGAAGAAGCUUCGUCAGGGGAAUUUACCAGAAAAGGAAAUCAAAAGAGCGGAAGAAGUACUGAAAAAAGAAUUUCCUAAUGGUAUUGGAGAGUGUGGGUGUGAUGCGUUGCGCAUGGGACUGCUUGCAUACACAAGACAAGGACGCAGCGUCAAUCUCGAUCUUAACAGAGUAGUUGGCUAUCGUCAUUUUUGUAAUAAGCUGUGGAAUGCAACAAAGUUCUGUCUUGAUAAAUUUGCUCGUGCUGCCUCUAUUAUCUGGGGGGUAUCACGCGAUGCGCACGACUCUCAUUUGUCUGGCGGAGCCGGUGAAACGCCUUGCUGCAAAGACAAUUCGAGUACGAAGAACAAGGAGGAGGAGAAGGACGGAUCUUAUUUCAAGGAAAACGUGUGCUUUAUACCAGAGGGCAUUGGGUUCAGCAAACACAAGCGUCAUGACGGUCUUACACGGAAUAUCGUCUAUGAAGACCUCCAGUGGAUCGACCGCUGGAUUCUUCACCGGCUUGCAACUACCUGCGCGGAGGUCGAAAAGGCAUUUGCGAGUUACGCUUUUGCUGAUGUCGUCACCGCCGUUUAUGGCUUCUUCCUGUACGACUUCUGCGACUAUUACUUGGAGAUAGUGAAAACGCGGCUUACUACUCCGCCGUCUUGUCCCUCACAAGACAGUCAGAUCUCCUCGCUUUGUGCUUUGGAGGUCUUGUACAAUUGUCUGGACAAAUCGCUGCGUCUUCUACAUCCUCUGUGCCCUUUCAUUACCGAAGAACUUUAUCAACGAUUGCCCCCACACAAGGGGAAGGUAGCAAGCAUCACGCUGGCAGAUUUUCCACAAGCACCUCUGUUAUGGCUGGACUGCAAAUUAGCUGACAACAUGGUCUUAUUCAAGCUGAUCGUCACCCGAUUUCGAUCGCUUGCAGCUGCUCUUGAGAUACCGCCGAAGAUUAGGCCUGCUGGGUACAUCCGGGUGGCUGACUCUGAAACCGAUCUCUCAGCGUUUUUAGCGGCGCGCGAAAGCGAGGUGGUUAUCAUGGCGAAUAUGUCGAGCACGCUGCAGAAUGGUAAAGCGAUUGGGCAAUCUUCAACGACCACUCACCGUAUCCGAAGUUGGGAGCCAGUGAAAGUUAUGGGUGACGACUUCGUUGGUGAGCGAUGUGUCAGCGACGUUGUUACUGGGACCACAAGUAUAUUCCUUUCCGUCGAGGAAGGCGUUAACUUGGCGCCAACAUGCCAGAAAUUGAAGAAAAAGAAGACUAACUUGGAGAAAAUGGUACAGUCCUACAUACAGAAGGAAGCGAUGCCUGCGUAUGAGGACAAGGUGCCCCAGGAGAUUAGAGAGCAGAACGCAGCCCGCAAAAAGGAGCUGCAGAUGGAGUUGAGUACUCUGUUACAUGCCAUUCGCACCUUAGAGAAUUUAUGCAGGGAGGAGAGCGGGUGA